AUGGUGAGACAACGCAAGAGUAAAAGCAAAAAAGUAAGUGUUAGUCAAUUAUGUUGCUAAAGAGGACCGAGGUCAUGAAUAAAGGCUAGUAUUUGUUUGUUUAAGUACAACUGCACUGUUAUUUUUAAUUUGACAAAAAGGCGAUGAGUUGUUAUGAAAUACGUAAGUGCUAAGACUUCUACUCUACACCUAGUCAUGGUUUAGUCUUGCUUUUAAAUUUGCAAAAGUCUUACAUUUAACCCUUAUCUUAAACUAGCUUUGCUUUAACUUAGCUAUAGCUUAGCCCUGGCUCUAACUUUAACCCUAACCCCAGCCUUAGCAUAGCCUAAUCCUGUUAUAGUGUUAGUGUUAGUUCUAAUUCAAAUAUAACCCUAAACGAGCCCGAGCCUACUUCUAGCCCGGCCCCAGCUUAGCGAUAGCCUAGUUUCAGCCUACCCUUACUUUAACUCUACAUUAACCAAGCCUUUGUUUAAUCUUACCUCUGGCGAUGUAUUCAGAUUUGAAGUUAGAGUGUGAGAUGUGUUACCAAAAGAUGAUGGAUUAUAUAGGAUUUUGACAUAUGAAAAGCAAAUAAAAUCAAUUGUAAUAACGAAAGCCCACUUAAACUCUAAAUGUUAUUAUAUUGUGACAAAUUCGUUGAAAACACAAAGAUAAAACAAUACAAGUAAAAAAAAUUCGUAGUAAUAUUAUAAUACAAAGCGUACAGGUGCAUUUACUUUCUCAUUGUUUUAGUUAGUUAAAGUUUAGUAAAAGUUGUAAAACUUCAUUUUUUUUAUCAAUUUAGGCUAAAAGAAUGUUCUGUUUAAUGUAAUUUUAUACUUUUAUAAAGUAUUACACUUUUUGUAAUACAAUUUUGAUCAAGAAAAAAGUCUGGAAACAAAAGGGAAGUAUGUUUAUUCUUAGAUGUUGUGUUGUUACUACACUGUUUUAUAAGUUUUUUGGCAAUACUUUGGGUUUUAAAUGAAUUUAUUAUCAAAUUUAAGGCUUCAAAUUUGAUUUUAUCGAUAUACUGUAGGCUAAAUUAAGUAAGAUUAGGUUGAAAAUUAAAAAAAAAUACGGUAAACUGAUCUAUUUAGGGCUAGAAAAUGAAAAAUACUGUUUAAAAAAUUUUUAAAAAUGAGUUUAAACUCUAUAAAAGUAAAGUAGUAGUACAUGAAAUUAUAAAAAAUAGAAUUUGAUUGCUAUUUUUAGCUAAAAAAAACUUAAAACUCAGUAAAAAUAUAUCAUAAUAUAAUAUUAAUAUAAUAAUAACACCACUGAUUUCAGAACUCUCAGCCAACAGAAGCCACAGCCCUAGUCAACAACACAAAUGUCACUAAACAGAAGGACGUGAAAGAGAUGUUCGGUUCCAUAAAUUGUGCCAAAGCGUCGGCGCUUCAAACCCAGGACGUGAUCAACGCGUUGAGGACCGAUCCGCAAAAUGGGCUCAACAGCGCCGAAGCCCAACGUCGCAUCGGAUUCACCGGCUACAACGAGUUUGAUGUGGUGGAGAAGGAGUCGCUGACUAUGAAGUAUUUGGAACAGGUAGGGUGGGGCUUUUGGGGGGAAGGGAAGAUAUGAUUUACGUUUUUGUAAGAAAAUUGUAAAAAAUGGAAAAAUUUUUAUUAAAAAUACCAUUUUUAGUUUAAAAACCCCCUGAUAGCACUUUUACUCGCUAGUGCCAUCGUCUCAUUACUUAUGAAACAAUACGACGAUGCGUUGUCGAUUACGGUAGCUGUGGUAAUUGUGGUUACAGUAGGAUUUGUUCAAGAAUAUAGGUCAGAGAAGACACUGGAAAAACUGAACAAACUGGUACCGCCGAUGGCUCAUUGGUAGGUUUUUGAGAUUAUUUUUGAAGGAACUAGUAUUGAGGAUGUUGUUGUAGGUAUAGGUGUGUUAAAAUGCUAAUUUAAACUGCAAGAUUAUAAAUUCUGAGGUUGGUAUGAGCAGUAAGUGUUGGGUAGAGACUAAAAGUUAUAUUUUACUUAUAAUAUACUUACAAGUCUUGGUAAUACAUUUAAAAUGACAUUUAAAUAUGUUUUUGGGGUAAAUUUGUAAAAGAAACGAGGAUUUUAGAAAUUUUUUAAAUAAAUUUUAAAAUUUUUCAAAAAAAUUACUUUUCAGUAUCAGAGAUGGUCGAUCGAUCCAAUUCCUAGCUCGUGAACUAGUACCAGGUGAUCUAAUUACUCUAAACAUGGGGGACAGAGUCCCAGCCGACCUUCGACUGGUCGAAUCACUCGAUCUUCAAAUAGAUGAAGCCUCAUUCACAGGUGAAACCGAACCUUGUCACAAACAUUGUCAAGCCAUAGAAGACGCAGAGAACAAGAGUGUGGAACACCUACACAACAUGGCAUUUAUGGGCACUUUGGUAUGUUCAGGUAGAGGCAAAGGCAUCGUCGUGGCUACUGGUCACAACUCAAGAUUCGGCGAGGUUUUCAAGAUGAUGCAGGCUGAAGAAGCACCAAAAACACCACUCCAAAACAGCAUGGAUCAUCUGGGUACUCAACUGUCGUUCUACUCGUUCGGAGUGAUCGGAGUAAUCUUUCUGAUUGGUCUACUACAAGGUCGAGAAGCUCUAGACAUGUUCACGAUCGGAGUCAGUUUGGCUGUAGCUGCUAUUCCAGAAGGACUCCCAAUUGUAGUAGCUGUAACACUGGCUAUCGGAGUCAUGAGAAUGGGUAACAGAAACGCCGUGGUAAAGAAGCUAAGCGCAGUAGAAACCCUAGGAUGUGUUACAGUAAUAUGCUCGGACAAAACAGGAACUCUAACUAAAAAUGAAAUGACAGCAGUAGUGGUACUGGGUGCAGAUGGUACCAAAGCUCAAGUCGGAGGAGUAGGAUACGAUGCCACAACAGGUGAAUGCGUUACCGAGAGCAAUCAAAAGGUAUCAGGACACUCACACACAUCAUUGAGCAGGUUGAUCGAAGUGGGAUGUGUUUGUAACAAUGCACAGAUCAUAAAUGGCACUGUGUUGGGACAGCCGACUGAAGGAGCGUUGGUGGUGCUGGCUAUGAAGGUGGGUUUUUAAGGGUUUUUAGGUAUUAUAAUCGGGUUUUUAUGGUUUUGGGGUAUUAUAAUAUAGUUUUUGGGCAUAAUAGAUAAUAAUUUGGGAAAUUCUUUGCUCUAGGAAAAAUCUGUAUCGACGUUCAUGAGUAUGAUAAUAUAAACAGUAUAAUAGAACACAAUUAUAGACACAAUUGGACAUUGCCCGAACCUACUUCAGAAGGAUAAAAGAGAUUCCAUUCAGUCACGAAACCAAAUGGAUGGCUGUACAAGUGGAACCAGUCAGUAGGGUAGGUUUAUAUUUUUAUUUUUUUAAAGUUUAGGGUAAAAAUCAUAUGAUAAAUAAAGAAAAAUGGUAAAAUACGAGGCAUCAAUGUUGAAUGUAAUCGAUUUUUGGCUAGAAAUUUUAAUUUUAAAGGCUGUAAAGAAAGUUUUCGUUAAAAAUUUGGAAAAUUAAAAACAAUUGAAAUUUUGAAAUUUAAAAUCUUUAAAAAAUUGAAGUUUAAAUCAACAAUUUUCAGCCAGGAAACAUGGAAGUAAUGGUAAAAGGAGCACUAGAUAGGAUACUGGACAUGUCAGUAGGAUAUCUGGUGAAUGGUACUGAACAAAGAGUCAUGGACAGGGCUUACAAGGAGAAUGCUCUACAACAAGGUCGAGGCAUGGGAUCAAGUGGAUUGAGAGGUAAACAGAUUUUUUUUACUUUUGGUGAUAUUGUUGUACUAAGGCCAUUUCAAUCUUUAACAGAGUAAAAAUUUAUUUUCCAGUAAUUGGCCUAGCCUGUGGCCGCGACAUGCACUCCCUCUACUACGUAGGCAUGGUUGGAAUCAUGGACCCGCCUCGAGAAGGCUGUGUAGAAGCAAUCGAAACAGUAACUGGAGCUGGUGUCACCGUGAAGAUGAUCACCGGAGACUCGAUGGAAACCGCGUGUAGUAUUGCAACGAGAUUGGGAAUGCACAGUAAUGUAGACAAUAUCCUGUCGGGAGCUCAAAUCGAUGCCAUGAAUGAUAGUGAACUGGAACAGGUGAUCAAAAGCGUCAGUGUCAUCUACAGAGCCACUCCGAGGCACAAAUUGAGGAUUGUUAAGGUAGGUGUCUGAAAAUGGGUUAUAUUGAGGUAGGUAGGGACUAGAAAUAGGUUUUAUUUGAAGUAGAAUGAGUAGGAAAGGUAGUUUUGGGCUAGGUUACAGCUAUAAUUAUGUAUGUUAAGGUAGGUAGGGACUAUAACUAGGCAAUAUUCAAGUAUAAUGGCUAGAAAAGGGAGUAUUAAGCCACGCUAUAGCUAUAAAUAUGAUAAUAUUAAAUUAAAUUUGAAAACCAAAAAUAACUUUAAACUAACCAUUUCAGGCCCUCCAAAACGUUGGAGAAGUGGUAGCAAUGACUGGCGACGGAGUAAACGACGCUGUAGCUCUAAAGAAGGCCGACAUUGGCAUAGCAAUGGGUGAAACAGGCACAGAUGUGUGCAAAGAAGCAGCUGAUAUGGUCCUAAUUGAUGACAGGUUUCAGACAAUCGAAGCGGCAAUAGAAGAAGGCAAAGGAAUCUACCAUAACAUUAACAAUUUCGUCAAAUUUCAACUCAGCACGUAAGGUUUUAAGUGUUUUGGAGGUGAAUAUUAAUGUUAAAAUGGGUAUUUUUGGUUUUAAAAUAAGGCGAGUAGUACUGUGUAGCCUAAAAAGUUUAAAUUUAAAGGUACUUUUAGUUAAAUUUGCUUAAAAACACAAGAAUUUAUAUUGUAGUAGGCAUCAGCGGAUAUUAAGACAGAAAAAGUUUUGAUAUUGCUUAAAGUAACGAGUGUUUGGUUGCAGAAGUGUAGCUGCUUUGUCGCUAAUAGCCUUGUCAACAUUGUUCCACUUUGAAAACCCCCUAAACGCUAUGCAGAUCUUGUGGAUCAACAUCAUCAUGGACGGUCCACCAGCUCAAAGCCUGGGCGUGGAGCCGGUCGACUCGGACAUUAUCAAGCAGAAACAAAGAAACGUGAAAGACCCAAUGAUAAACAAACCCUUGAUCAUUAAUAUCAUUUCAUCGGCAGCUAUUAUCAUCGUUGGCACGUUGUUGGUGUUCUACAUGGAGGUAAGUGAAUGUUGUAGUUGAUGGUGAUGAUGGAAAAGUUGGUCUGAAAAGGGUGAAAAUUAGUUUUUAAUGAGAUGAAAGUACUAUAUUAUAAUUAGAAAGGUUUUGUUUUAAAGGCAUGGGCAAAAGGGGGACUUGCAACAUAAUGCCAAAGUUGGCGGGAAAACCAAAUUCAAAAAAUUAAAUAAUUUUUUUGAAAAAUUUACAAACUAAUAAAUAAUAGAUAAGAUUCAGGGGGUUGCUAAGAUCUUUAAAAUUUAUUUUUAUAUUGAAACGUAAUGCCAACAAAUAAAGCGAGAAAAUUCUAAUUUAAAAUUAUGAUUUGGCGGGAAAAGGAAAAUUCAAAUUAUUAAAGCAAUGCUUUGAAAAAUUGUAAAAUACAUAUGAAUUUGAUUAGAGAAUAUUUUUGAAUUUCAAUAAUUUUUAUCAAUUUCAUAAUUUUCAGAUGUCAGCUGAUAACAAAAUAACCCCUCGAGACACCACCAUGACCUUUACCUGCUUCGUCCUUUUUGACAUGUGGAACGCGUUGAGCUGUAGAUCGUCGAGAAAGUUGAUCUGGGAGAUUGGACUCCUCAGGAAUCGAAUGUUUUGCCUAGCCGUGUCUGGCUCACUCUUCUGUCAGUUACUAGUCAUUUACUUUGCUCCACUACAACGAGUAUUCCAAACCGAAGCCCUAACUUUUGGGGAUUUGGUGUUCCUCACCGUGAUCACAUCCACCGUCUUCAUCUUUAACGAAUCUAAAAAGUACUACGAGUUGAAGAUGCAGCGUAAAAAGACCGAGUAUUCAACUAGUCAUCUGUAA
Molecule: messenger RNA, 5851 nt
Organism: Bursaphelenchus okinawaensis
Lineage: Eukaryota; Metazoa; Nematoda; Chromadorea; Rhabditida; Aphelenchoididae
Source: the annotation of a GenBank genome assembly